AUGGUUGACGUUCCUGAGAACAAUAGACAUUAUUUAGAUAUUCCUUUGACGGGAGAACUAGAUUUAUCUAGUUUGGUUAACUUAAAACAAUUAAAUAUUCACAACCAAAAAAUAACUCGUUUGAGUUUAAGCGGAUGCUCUAAUUUAAUAGAUAUAGCAGUUGACGAUAACGAAUUAGAAAUAAUUGAUUUUCCUGUUGAUGGUCAACAAUUAAGUGAUAUUCGUUUAACCAACAAUAAUAUUCUGUCCAGAGAUUUGAUUUGUUUUACUAAUUUUAGAAAUUUAAAAUUUUUAUAUCUAGGAACUGACCAAGAUGGAUUAAGGCAAGAUAUUAAUGCUACUGAUGUUGAUAGUGGCUUGGAAUAUUUACCAACUGAAAAAUUAAGUUGA
Messenger RNA from Entrophospora sp. SA101, 390 nucleotides. The record is from the annotation of a GenBank genome assembly. NCBI's taxonomy places the organism in Eukaryota, Fungi, Glomeromycota, Glomeromycetes, Entrophosporales, Entrophosporaceae.